This is a messenger RNA of Lecanosticta acicola, 1363 nucleotides long. NCBI's taxonomy places the organism in Eukaryota, Fungi, Ascomycota, Dothideomycetes, Mycosphaerellales, Mycosphaerellaceae. The record is from the annotation of a GenBank genome assembly.
AUGGCCGAUGACUGGCGCAAAUCCGUCAGCUUCUCCGACCGACUCAGCGCCACUUCGGAAAUGCAAGUAGUGCCCCGAUCGACUGGAGUUUCUGGACGUUGGUCUGACUUUCGGAACCAGAGCCGCUGCCUAUAAGACUGCCAACCCGGGUUGCCAAUCCUCGGAAGCAUCCAAGUUCGCCAGAUCGAAAGAGGAGACUGCAAGGAAAGAAGCCUUGUCUCUGGUAGGAUACCUUGAUCAACACCGUCUGACUGGAGGCUAAGUCAUUACAGCAAGAGUACCACCAAAUCUGUGCCAAGACCGUGAGGCUUCUUGUCAGCUCGGUCGAAUCGAAGAAGCCCAUCGAAGACCAUCAUGUCGAAGAGCACAUCUUUCCGAAUCUGCCACACACUGGAGCCAUAAUUGGCAAGUACAUCGACGCAGAGCACUUUGCAGAUGGCCUGUUCUCCGAGGUCUUCCGUGCUGCCGAUCCAGAUGCUCAAUCUAGCCAUGGUACUCCAAGAGUCGUGGCGUUGAAGAUGACGACGCCUGGUAUGGAGCGACCGCCGCACGAUUCAGAGCGGGAGGUACGCAUACUUAAAGGCAUCUCGACAGCCCAAGAAAACAACAUCAUAGUCCUGAUCGAGACAUUCCGGCAAGCAGGAGGACAUCUCGUUCUGGUCUUCCCUUACAUGCCGCAUGGCCUGGACCUUUUGCUUCGCAAUCGCCGCCUGACGCCUGCCUCUCGCAGGACAGUGCUCGGAGGCCUGUUCAAAGGUCUGGCGUUCCUCCAUAGUCAAGGCAUCAUCCAUCGCGAUAUCAAACCCGACAAUAUCCUCUUAUCAACGCUUGAAGGACCAGCCUACAUCGCAGACUUUGGCAUCGCUUGGUCUUCUACAGAUGCGGGGUCGGAACCAGCAGACCGGAAGAUUCAUGAUGUCGGCACGACAAGCUAUCGGCCACCAGAGCUGCUUUUUGGUUCCUCAAGCUACAAUGAAAAGCUGGAUAUGUGGGCCGCUGGAUGCGUGGCAGCACAAGUCGUCUGCCUAAACCGCCAGACACUUUUCGACGCUGGUGACGUCGGGAGCGAGUUGGCAUUGAUCAGGAGCAUCUUCCAGACUUUAGGAACGCCGGAUGAGACUGUCUGGCCUGAGGCAGAACGGCUGCCAGACUGGGGAAAGAUGAACUUCACCAAGUACCCCGGAAAGAAGUGGGAGGAUAUUCUGCCGGAUGUCGAAGCCGAAGGACGCGACUUGGUGAAGCAAUUGGUGGUGUUCGAGACGGCGGAUCGAUUGAGCGCUGAAGACGUGAGUUAUCCUAUCGUACCACGGUGAUGCAGGAUGCUAACUUAGCUCAGGCUCGUAAGCACCCGUAUGUGCAAUAG